Sphaeroforma arctica JP610 is the source of this 1999-nucleotide messenger RNA. RefSeq lists its product as hypothetical. Bases 1 to 1734 code for a protein of 577 amino acids. The transcript has 12 exons. Gene Ontology annotation, biological process: dephosphorylation. The record is from RefSeq and is a predicted model, not a curated record. NCBI's taxonomy places the organism in Eukaryota, Ichthyosporea, Ichthyophonida. Gene Ontology annotation, molecular function: phosphatase activity.
AUGUUUAGCGCAGUUCAGUCGCUAAACAUUAAUAUCUGCUAUUUGCAGACGAGCGAGGGUCGUGCAGAAUUACUUGAAGCUGGACAGUACGCGCGCACAGCCUAUUUAUCGGAUGAUGCGAGUACGCCCAUUGUGGGAGUAACUAAUGAGACACUUGAUCCUGGGACUGGGGCGAUUUCUGUGCGUUCGAGUGAUACCGAUCGCACACUGGAAAGCGCACACUAUUUUCUCGAUGGUUUACUCAACGGCGCAACAUUUGUACCAAUUCAUGCAACGUCUGUGGACACAGACAUGAUUCUCAGAGGACACUUCAGUUGUCCCAAAUAUCAACAAAAGCUGGAUGAGUUCUAUGUCAGCGACGAGUUCACGAGUAAAGAGGAGAGCACUGAAGCCUUGCGUCAGGCGGCGCAGGCGAUGGCUGUGGAGGUCAGUGACGAUGCGGAACAGGUCUUAGCGACACUCCAAGAUGUGUACAAUGUAUAUGAUAUUUUACAUUCGAGCAACAUCAGCACAACGAACCCUACAUAUAUUGAUAUAGAACAGCUAGCCUUUUGGCUGGAGUACGAACGGUAUAGCUCAGACGAAGCCAUCACAGCCAGCUCAGGAAGAAUCAUGUAUGAAAUUUGGCAACAAUUUGAUGAUGUGGUGAAAUAUGCGGGAGGAAAGCCACAACCCGUUGAUGAGUAUAUAAAGGUACAAUACUACUCAGCACACUAUUCGGUGAUAAUCCCGUUGCUGGACUAUCUACACGCUGAGACUAAAACCUUGACGACCAUCCCAUCGCCUGGCACUGUACUUGCCUUCGAGCUAUAUCGCAAUCUCGAUGACAGCGGUUUCAAUGUCCGGGUAGUUCUGCGAUCGCCUGAAGGCACUGCAACACCCACGGCCACAGCCACCUUCGAAAAUUCAACCGUAGGCCCAAACGCGGUUGUACUUCCCAUCGACAUAUGUGGUACAGGUAACCAGGAAUUCUGCAAUUGGACCGAAUUCAAAGACAUUGUGACUAUGGGUGCCCUGGCCAAUGAUACGAGCUGGUGCGACUACUGCACCGCCGAAGUCGACGGUCAAACAGAGCUCUCUCCCCGGUGUACUAUGGUGGGGUCUGAUGUCACGUCACAGAUGGACAUGUCCGGCACACUCACUGUGGCCUCUACAGAAAGUACAGCGGAUGCUUUCCCCACGCCACUGGAUGAUACUGCAGGUUCAUAUUACACAAACGGCAGUUCCACUAUGGCUCUCAUCAUAGGAAUUGUCGGGCUAAUUUUGCUUUUGGGGGCGUUAAUUGCGUUAUUCCUAUGUAUCAGACGCAGAAGGAAUUCAAACCGUUAUCGACACGACCAUGUAUAUCAGGAAAACAGUCAUCCGGAGAUGAGUUCGACAAGCCACAAACCGGGGAGUGUAGAUUCACAAACAAAGACCAGCGCGCGCAUGACCGGCAGCAGUCGGCUGGUAGAGAACAGCGAUGGCGGUUUAGCGGUCGCAUCGGCAACCGAGCACGCGAACCCCUUAUACGUCAGCGGAAACAUGCCUUCCGACGACGCUUUCAGCGGCUACACCCCCCCUCCAGGGCCUGACGAUUCAUCAACUGCGAAUGCGAACGAGCAUAUCUUGUCCCGAGCGGAUUCGAAUGCGCCCAUGGUGUCAUAUCAGGAAACCCCCGCUCAGUUAGAGGCGCCCAUUACGGAGACGGGGCAAGAGGGUCUGCACCACAGUAAUCCUUUCAGGCUGGACUGAGAGGUCAAACAUAAGAAUAGCGCAAUAGACAGGUGCCUUUGAUAAGUAUAGUAUUACAUUUGAGGUGUACAUAGCGAACGCAGGCUUGUAGCAGGCUUCAGGUGAUAGCUAUAAAUCCAAUGGUUUAAAAGUUUAGGGUGCACUUGGUCGUCGUUUUGGACUACAACAUAUUUGCGAUGUAAACUACGUAACACGUUGCAUGGUGUAUUCGAUGGACUAUCUGUAGAUAGUUACUUCCGAGGUGAAUAAAAAGCGUACAUGUGCC